AUGACGGUCAACAGACUAGGCAAUCCUGCUCGCUUUUCAGCUCAACCUGAUCAUUUACGAAGAACAAACUCUUCUCAUUCACAACAAACAAAUUCUGCUAAACGAAGUCGAGGUCCAAUCAAUAAAAGAGCUUGCCAACGUUGUAGACAAGGUAAAAUUAAAUGCGAUGGUGACGCAGAAACUGAAAAACCUUGUUCAAAUUGCGACCCUGAAUCCUGCAAGUACGACAAUAGUCCCAGAAAAAAUAAGCAGGUAGAAAACCUGAAGCAAAGAUUGCAAAAAGUUGAGGAACAACUUAUUUCUAUUUAUAAAAGUUCCUGUGAAAAAUCGGAACAAAACCUCUUCGAAAAAGAAACUCUUAUUCUUUUAUACGAAAAUAAAGAACAUUUUAACAACAGUUCUACUACAGUAUUUCAAGGUUUAGUUGAAGCAAUAAGAAAUUGCCAACUUGACAAACAACUUUUAUCAUUUACUUAUUCUCUCUUACAAAGAAUUUCUACACAUAAAGACAAAAUCCCUGGAAUAAUUGAAAGUUUACAAAGAGUUCUUUGCGCCGCUGACGAUCGCGCAAAAAAUCUUUCAGUUCCUUCCGCAAAUACUCACCUUGAAUCACAACAACAACAACAAUAUGAUUCUCCUAUAAUUUCUGGUAGCGUAGAUCCAACAAUGGUAUUAACUGCCAAUCAACCCAAUUUAUCUCCACUUUCUUCUUUUGAUAAUAAUAACUUGUGUCAGAACUGUGAAACAAGUUGUUUAAAUCAUGUCCACACAUCAUCAUCUGAUGAUGAUGGUUCUGAAUCAUUCAACGGUGCAUAUGAAUGUAAUGAUGAUGGUAGCGGUGGUCCUUCUACACCAAACGAACAAAACCAUAAUGGAUUUGAUGACUCUAAACAAUCUUAUUCAUCAAAUGGAUCAAUUCAUCCACUACCUGGUUCAUCACAAAUUUUAGGAAUGCCAGAUUAUUACCAAUAUUCUUAUAAUCUUACACCUGAUUAUCCUUAUCUAUUUUUUGAGAAUACGACGACCACAUCCCCAACUGAUGAGAAUAGUUUUUAUCCAAGUUAA
Messenger RNA from Scutellospora calospora, 1065 nucleotides. The record is from the annotation of a GenBank genome assembly. Lineage: Eukaryota; Fungi; Glomeromycota; Glomeromycetes; Diversisporales; Gigasporaceae.